AAAGGGAAUCGUGGGAAAUGCCGCGCAGAUCCAUUGAAACCUCUAUUCACUCCACUCUAGUUCGUACCUUUGAUCAGCGGAACCUUACUCUGGCGGUUCGGGGGAGAGCACCGGAAGGAUUUGUGCGGACGCUUCUACCAGCAGAACGGAAGCAGAAGGAACCAUGGCAGCUAUGGCUGCUUUUUGCAGUGCCCUAGGGAGGAAAGAGUGGACGCAUUUUGGGAAGACUGCUGUGGGCCUCGCAGGUCCCGGGACUCACGCGGUGCUGUGGAAAAGUUGUUCGCAAUAUCGACAGGUAACCAGCAGUGAGGACCUGCCCAUUUCUAUGGAAAAUCCUUAUAAGGAGCCUCUUAAAAAAUGUAUCUUGUGUGGAAAACAUGUAGAAUAUAAAAAUGUACAGCUUUUGUCGCAGUUUGUUUCUCCAUUCACUGGACGCAUUUAUGGACGGCACAUAACAGGUCUUUGUGGGAAGAAACAAAGAGAAAUCACUAAAGCAAUUAAGAGAGCUCAAAUAAUGGGGUUUAUGCCUGUUACAUACAAGGAUCCAGCCUAUCUCAAAGACCCUAAAGUUUGUGAUAUUAAAUAUCCAGAGUAAACUAUGUUACCAUCAAUAAACUUAUUUUCACAAUAAAUGAUAUUGAUACUAAGUCUAAAAUUUAGUAAACUUUGAGUAAAGAAUUGAUAUGCUAAAUCUUAUCAAACUAAAUUACUUGGCUUUUAACUCUGAACAGUUUGAGAUCUUAUGAGGAAAACGUAUUUCAGGGGGCUGGGUGGUGGCACACCUGGUUGAGCACACACGUUACAGUGUGCAAGGACCUAGGUUCGAGCCCCCAGUCCCCACCUGCAGGGGGAAAGCUUCAUAAGUGGUGAAGCAGGGCUGCAGGUGUUUCUCUGUCUCUCCCUAUCUCCCCAUUCCUCUCAAUUUCUGGCUGUCUCUAUCUAAUAAAAAUAAAGAUAAUUAAAAAAAAUUUUUUUAAUGUAUUUCAGGAAUCUUUUCCUAACAAUGAGUAUUAGUGAAAAGUUAUUUGAAAUGUGACACAUUUUACAUAAGAAUUUAGAAAUGGAACUAUAACAUUGUCCCUUGUAUCUCAUCCCCAAAUAUAUUACUGACAUUGAGAUGAUAAACAUGGAAUAAAGGUUUACGUUGGAAAUCUA
This is a messenger RNA of Erinaceus europaeus (western European hedgehog), 1155 nucleotides long. RefSeq names its product mitochondrial ribosomal protein S18C (gene MRPS18C). Gene Ontology annotation, cellular component: mitochondrial small ribosomal subunit; ribosome. The coding region runs from base 164 to 595 and encodes 143 amino acids. NCBI's taxonomy places the organism in Eukaryota, Metazoa, Chordata, Mammalia, Eulipotyphla, Erinaceidae. Gene Ontology annotation, molecular function: structural constituent of ribosome; small ribosomal subunit rRNA binding. The transcript is spliced from 6 exons. Gene Ontology annotation, biological process: mitochondrial translation. The record is from RefSeq and is a predicted model, not a curated record.